AUGUAUUUCCAUCAUACUUACUCCUCUUCUGCCUCGGAUCAUCAACAUGCUUUUAUUAAAGGCAGAAGUAUUAUGGACUAUGCCAUGAUUGCAAAUAAGUUAUCUCAUUAUGCAAAAAGACGGAAUGAAAAGUUUUUUGGAUUGAAAUUAGACUUCCACAAAGCUUCUAACAAUUUAGACUGGACUUAUUUGUAUUGUUUAUCGUCUGCCUUCUCUUCGGUUCUUGUGAACGGAAGUCCCUCUCACCUUUUUCCGCUUAAAAGGGGAGUUCGACAAGGUGAUCUGAUUUCUCCAUAUCUCUUUGUGUUAGCUGUUGAAGGUCUUAAAAGUAUCCUGCAAAAAUCUUCAGAUCUGCCGGAAAUUUUUUUGGCAGCCGCUCACCGUCAGAGACGAACUGAAGUUCGUCUCUCAAAUGAACACAGUCUGAGAGACGAACUUCAGUUCAUCUGUUUGACGAACCCGACCUGGCAGAGGUUUAAAACCAAAUUGGCUUUUUGGAAAGCUUCUAUGUUAUCGCUAGCGAGGAGGUUAGUUCUCUUGAAAUCGGUUCUUUAUAGUUUGCCCAUUUAUUUUAUGUCUUUUCUUGCUAUGCCGACUAGUGUUCAAGCUGAGAUUGAGUCAUAUAUGCAUAAAAUUUAUCUGGAAAGGUUAGAAAAUCAAAACUUAUUGUUUAAAUGGGUUUGGAAGUUGCAUUCGUCUAAGCGGAAUUCUUCGUGGUUUGGCCUUGUUUCUUCUUGCUCCUCUAUUACUAAUUGA
Messenger RNA from Mercurialis annua (annual mercury), 756 nucleotides. RefSeq lists its product as uncharacterized. The transcript has 6 exons. The record is from RefSeq and is a predicted model, not a curated record. NCBI's taxonomy places the organism in Eukaryota, Viridiplantae, Streptophyta, Magnoliopsida, Malpighiales, Euphorbiaceae. The coding region runs from base 1 to 756 and encodes 251 amino acids.